AUGACUGCGACACAACCAGCCGAUAAGGCCAAUCCGCAGAUCCAGCCAUGUCGCUACAAGGUGGGCAAGACCUUGGGCGCCGGCUCAUACUCGGUGGUCAAGGAAUGUGUUCACAUUGAUACUGGCCGGUACUACGCCGCCAAAGUCAUUAACAAAAGACUCAUGGCGGGACGCGAGCACAUGGUCAGGAAUGAGAUCGCCGUCCUCAAGAAGGUCUCAAUGGGCCACCAGAACAUCCUCACCCUUGUCGACUACUUCGAGACGAUGAACAACCUCUACCUUGUGACAGACCUUGCACUUGGCGGCGAGCUCUUCGAUCGCAUCUGCAGGAAAGGCUCCUACUUCGAAUCGGACGCUGCCGACCUUGUGCGUGCUACUCUCUCGGCUGUAGCGUACCUGCACGACCAUGGCAUCGUGCACCGCGACCUCAAGCCCGAAAACCUCCUUUUCCGGACCCCAGAAGACAACGCUGAUCUCCUGAUUGCCGACUUUGGACUGUCGCGCAUCAUGGACGAGGAGCAGUUCCACGUGCUUACCACUACGUGCGGUACGCCGGGGUACAUGGCCCCGGAGAUCUUCAAGCGGUCGGGCCACGGCAAGCCCGUCGAUAUCUGGGCCCUGGGCGUCAUCACCUACUUCCUGCUCUGCGGCUACACCCCCUUCGACCGCGACAGCGACUUUGAAGAGAUGCAGGCCAUCCUCAAGGCCGACUACUCGUUCAACCCGAUCGAGUACUGGCGCGGCGUCUCGGACCACGCCAAGGAGUUCAUAAGGCGGUGUCUGACCAUCGACCCCGCCAAGCGCAUGACCGCCCACGAAGCCCUGCAGCACCCGUUCGUCGCCGGCUUCGCCCGCGAGGGCGGAGAGAAGGGCGCGAACCUGCUGCCGACGGUCAAGAAGAACUUCAACGCCCGGCGUACGCUGCACGCCGCUAUCGACACGGUUCGUGCCAUCAACAAGCUCCGUGAGGGACAGCUCGGCUUGAUGGACGGCGCGCGCUCCAAGGAACCCUCUCGCGAGAAGGGCCCUGCCGCCGCCGCCGCCGCAGCAUCGGCAAAUUCGGCCUCUGGUGGCCGCAAGGACGACAGCGGCGUGUCGAUGGGCGGCAGCAGCAGUCAGGACAAGGAUUCCGGGUAUGGCACACAGGCGGAGAGGGACAACAGCGGGGACGUCACUAUGGGUGACGCGCCGCCUCUACGCUCCAACAUCCCGGCGUCUCUCCGGCCGGGCAUGGAGGUGAACAAGGUCGUUGAGACUUCCAAGGGUCUGUGGAACGGUGUGGGCAGCCGGCACUAG
Thyridium curvatum is the source of this 1296-nucleotide messenger RNA. RefSeq lists its product as uncharacterized. The coding region runs from base 1 to 1296 and encodes 431 amino acids. NCBI's taxonomy places the organism in Eukaryota, Fungi, Ascomycota, Sordariomycetes, Thyridiales, Thyridiaceae. The record is from RefSeq and is a predicted model, not a curated record. The transcript has 2 exons. Gene Ontology annotation, biological process: protein phosphorylation; cellular response to oxidative stress. Gene Ontology annotation, molecular function: calmodulin binding; calcium/calmodulin-dependent protein kinase activity; ATP binding.